Messenger RNA from Chondrus crispus (carragheen), 868 nucleotides. RefSeq lists its product as hypothetical. Gene Ontology annotation, molecular function: phosphatase activity. The coding region runs from base 155 to 868 and encodes 237 amino acids. The record is from RefSeq and is a predicted model, not a curated record. Lineage: Eukaryota; Rhodophyta; Florideophyceae; Gigartinales; Gigartinaceae. Gene Ontology annotation, cellular component: cytoplasm. The transcript is spliced from 4 exons.
AAAACCACCUCUCGCGCUAUCGGGGCAGUUCUCGAGUAUCCCCUUCAGUGCCUUGUAAACUGAUAAAGCGUGGUUCGCCGCACCGUCCCUUACACACUUCCAACAACGGCGAAGCAAACCGACACUUUGUGUGUGCUUUUAUCGCCCAGUCGAAAUGGAUACUGUCAUUACGUGCGAGGAGGUGAAGCCUGGGUCAACCGCCAUGCUCAAGCCGGGAGAGUCUCAAAAGGUCAUUCACCUUGUCCGUCAUGGACAAGCUACUCACAACCUUUUCGCGGCAAUGAAGCAUACCGAAGGCACGCCGUGCAAAUGCGCUCUGAAGCAGAAGGGUUGUCCUUACAUAAAUGAGGAGCACACUGACGCAAGGUUAACUCAGAGAGGACGUCUGCAGGCUGUAGCUGCAGGUUCGCGUCUCCUGCAAACUUUCCCUGUACCGCAGUGCGCCUUCGUAUCCCCGCUGUCCCGCACAUUGCAAACCGCCACCAUCGCUCUUUCUAAGGCGAGCGCACUCUCUAUUUCUCUUAUCGCUGAAGAGUCAUUGCGUGAACGAAAUGGUGUCCACGUCUGCGACAAGCGAUCCCCGAAAGAAGAUGUUAUGGACCUUUACCCGAGCGUGGACUUCGGAACCAUCGCUCCAGGGCCAGACGCAUUGUUUAGCGAAAUCAGAGAAACUGAAGAGGAGCUCGCUGCGAGGGGGAAGAAAUUCUUCUUGAGCCUGGCGGGCAGGCCAGAAAGUAGUUUCGCCGUUUUUACGCAUAGCUCCUUCUUGUUCAACACCCUCUCGCGUGGCUUUCAAACUCCAGACCCAUCAGCUGCGCGUCGAUUUCAAACCGGUGAGAGUCGCGUAGUUAUCUUGACCUACACUUGA